Messenger RNA from Meyerozyma guilliermondii ATCC 6260, 1080 nucleotides. RefSeq names its product Dao2p (gene DAO2). Bases 1 to 1080 code for a protein of 359 amino acids. Gene Ontology annotation, molecular function: D-amino-acid oxidase activity; FAD binding. Lineage: Eukaryota; Fungi; Ascomycota; Pichiomycetes; Serinales; Debaryomycetaceae. The record is from RefSeq and is a predicted model, not a curated record. The transcript has a single exon.
AUGUCAGAACAAAAGCACAUAGUGAUAGUCGGAGCAGGGGUUAUUGGGCUCUCUGCCGCCUUAGCCAUAUCGGAACACUUGACGAUACCUCAUAGAUUGACUAUAAUUGCUUCUCAUUUUCCAGAUGAUAAAGUAUAUGUUCCAGAGUACACUUCACCUUGGGCAGGAGCUCAUUUCCGUCCCCAACCAGCUACAAAUGAGGCCCAGAGAAGAGAAGCAAAGAUGACGAGGGUUACACAAGCUUAUUUCAAGAAAUUGGCAGAAUCAAAUCCCGAAUCUUCAGUGAAAUUUGUCGAAGGAAUCGAGUACUUUGAUGAACCAUCUGAAGAUUACCUCAAUUGUAGUGGAGGAUAUUCUCAGGAUAUAGAUAACUUCCAGAUUCUUCCAGACCACGACCUUCCUCCAGGGGUCUCUUUCGGAACAUCUUAUACUGCCUGGGUGGUCAAUGCACCUUUGUACAUUCAGUUCCUUCAAAGAAAAUUGAAGAUGCAAUACAAUGUGCAAUUUGUCAAAGCAAAGAUCAACAGCUUGAAAAACUUGUUCCAUCGUAUUGAGGACUGUUCUGUUUUGGUCAAUUGCACAGGAUCGGGACUUCAGUACCAUGGAGGCUACGAUCACCUGAGCUUUUCCAUUAGAGGUCAGACCUUACUUGUAAGGCCACCAAAAGACUAUAGUCUGGACAAGACCAUUACACACCAACUGAAGAAUGGUGAUUGGACCUUUUGCAUUCCUCGUCCAUUAUAUGGAGGCGUAAUAAUUGGUGGUACGAAGCAGGUCAAUGACAAUCGCAGCCAGCCUAGAGAAAGAGACAGUAUCGACAUCAUCAAAAGAGCGAGAGAACUUUUUCCAGAAUUAAUGAAAUCUAAAGGAAGAGGCGAAAAAUACUUUGACGUGGAAAGGGUAAAUGUUGGGUUCCGUCCUUGUCGCAAAGGUGGCUUCAAAGUGGAAAUCGAGAAUCACGGCGACAGUGUCAUAAUCCAUGCGUAUGGAGCAGGUGGUAUGGGAUAUGAACUUUCGUACGGUGCUGGUAUGAAAGUAUACGAAUUAAUGUCGCAGUUACUUACUAGAACUAGACUAUAG